Punctularia strigosozonata HHB-11173 SS5 is the source of this 1342-nucleotide messenger RNA. RefSeq names its product NAD(P)-binding protein. NCBI's taxonomy places the organism in Eukaryota, Fungi, Basidiomycota, Agaricomycetes, Corticiales, Punctulariaceae. The transcript is spliced from 8 exons. The record is from RefSeq and is a predicted model, not a curated record. The coding region runs from base 169 to 1128 and encodes 319 amino acids.
AUGAGAAAAAGGCUACGCGUUGAUGGGAGGCACCUCGCCCACCCUACUCGCUCUCGGUGUUUUCAAGCUAUCCACGCCGUGUUCGUGAAAGAGGACAGCAAACGCGAGCUUAUAGGAAAAUUCAUAGCAUUUCUACUGGGACAGCAUCACUAUUAGCUGCACAUCGACAUGGGCUCCGCAAUAUCGUUCGUUACGCACGAUUUACCGGCCUUCAUAGGGCAGACGUUCCCGCCAGCGGCGAAAUGGAGCACAGACCAAAUCCCUGAUCUAACCGGGUUCGUGUGCAUAGUGACCGGCGGUAAUAUCGGGAUAGGGAAGGAGACCGUCAAGGCGUUGCUCCAGCACAAUGCGAAGGUUUACCUCGCCGCAAGGUCUCAGCAGAGGGCCGAUGAGGCUAUCAAGGAUUUGCAGAAAGACACCGGCAAAGAAGCCAUCUUCUUGAAGCUCGACCUAUCCGACCUCAAGGCUAUCAAGGCGGCAGCGGAGGAGUUCCUGAGCAAGGAGACCAAGCUUCAUAUUUUGUUCAACAACGCCGGUGUCAUGUCUUGCCCCGUCGACCUCACCACCGCGGACGGCUAUGACCUCCAAUUUGGCACCAAUGUCCUAGGCCACUUCUACUUCACGAAGCUGCUCCUCCCCACGCUGCUCUCCACCGCCGAAACCGCGCCGAAGGGCACGGUCCGCAUCAUCAACACCUCCUCCGCCGCGCACUACAUGUCCGGUCUCGAUUUUGCGACUUUCAAGGACGGCCCGAAGCGGCGUAAGCAAAACACGGACCUGCUCUACUGCCAGAGCAAACUCGGCAACGUCGUGUUCACGAACGAGCUCGUCCGUCGCUACGCCGAUAAGGGCCUGAUCUCCAUCUCGGCGCACCCGGGCGUCAUCCGCUCGAACCUAUGGCAGCAUUCGCCCAAGCUUACGACCAAGAUCAUGGGUUCGGUUAUGCACCCGGCGUCGAAGGGUGCUCUGACACAGCUCUAUGCGGGCACGGCUCCCGAAGCUGCGGAUCUGAACGGCAAGUACCUGGGCCCGUGGGCGAAAGAGUGGAGCCCCAAGCCAUUGUCCAACGACCCGAAGCUCGGAAAAGAACUCUGGACCUGGCUGGAGGAGCAGGUCAAGGACCUUUAGGACGUUUAUCGGCGUGUUGGGAACCAGAACGUCGCCUACGCUCGUAUACCCUCAAUAUACCUUCCUACUGCCAGGGAAUUCGAACGGUUGUAUGUUUUUGAUUAGAUCGACAACGUGUACCAAGCUCGGAAUGGCGUCUCCCUUUUCGAGCUGAUGUGUUCAGCAUGAACGUGUCGCUGUCGAAGGUGGAACGGCCAGAAGAUGGCUGAACCAG